CUUUUUAAGGUGCUAUUCCAGGCCUGUAAGUUUUACAUUUGUCUCUCACUACACAUCCAAACAUUUUGAAAUAUGGAUAGGACAUAACAACCCAUAUGUCUGCACAGCAAAUACAAAUUUGCAUGCCUCUAGUACUGUUAAUUAAAAACAUAUAUAUCAGUAGAAUACAGGAUAUGAAACCAAUGUAAGGGAAAGCUUGGCAGAACUCCGCAAACAAAGUGGAGAUAUGUCUUCUUUAAGGUCUGCUUCAUUAUACCGUUUUUGUAUGUGGAAAAUACUUGAGUGUAGCAAGCAAUACACCAAUACUCAUAUACUGCAGCACAAAACAAUAUUUGUGUGGGAUUUUUGCUGGGAUUGCCAACAACCUGGAGGCAAAAAAAUGUGUGGCAACUGACUGGUGAAGCUUUUCAUGACAUCCAGUAAGUAAUAUCAUCUGGGAAACAACAUCGCAUUAAACCUCUAUUAAAGGGACACAGCAGCACUCUUUCUCCAAGCACUUGGCAACCAUAAUUUGUGCCGACCGGUGGUUUCCCGGUGUUUCUGCAUGUAGCAAAGUACAUCCACGGGCGAUCAUGUAGCAACAUACAUGUACCUUUCACACUUUCCUUAACAGAAAUGCUUUCCCUCUAAGAAGCAUAUGGAAUGAAAAGGUUCUUCAGGCACCGAGCUUCCAGAGCUAUGUCGUCGAAGGAGUGACACAGCGCAAUAGUUAAGCUAGAGAUGGAUAUCGCACAACACAGCUACGAUCCUUAAAAGCGACUUCCCGCCAAAAGGGGGUGGGGGAGAACACUGCCUUCGUAACGUGAGAACCCACGUGAUUCAACCUGUGUCCAAUCCGGGACACAGCGCCGAGGAAAGUCAACUGCACGUGUGCGCUGGAGGUUGCAAACGCCAAAACUUCAAAAAGGGGGAGGGGAUGAGGAAGGAGCGAAAACAGAUCGUUGCGCCUCCUAAAGGCUACGCGGGGUAUAAAGACACUCAUUUUCUGCAUUUCCUCCGCCGGGAGCGACGAACCCCCCCCCCCCCCGGCAGCAGCCCCUUCUCCCAUCCCCACUAGGCAACAGUGCGUAGGCUCGUCUCCUCUGCGCGUCCCCCUCUCCUGUCAGCGAAAUCCCCGAGGCGGCCGAGGCUCCCGCGCGGGCUCCCGGCGCAGGAGGGGGCACCUCCUCCCCCCAUUGGCUCCGCUGCGCCAGGCAUCGCCAUAAAUGCUUCUCCCCAGGCGCUUGCUGCCCCCUCAGCGGAGGCGCCGUCCAGAAGGGCGAGUGAGCGAGCGCGCGCCAGUGGCACUUGCCGCCGCCUGUUGCUCGAGAGUUGCGGCGGGGCAGGCGGUCCAGUCGGAGAUCAGGCGGCUGGCCGCGCUCGUGCUCCGGGCUGAUUCCGAGGGCGCCUCGGGGGCCGCCGGCUGACCCUUGCUCUGCCUUGCAUGGUCCCUGCGGCUGCCAUGAACCAGGCCCCGGACCCCAAUGGACCCGAGCAGCCUGACAGGGAUGCCCGCGGCUCGGCCCACCUCCAGUCAGGCGCCAGCAGCGGUCCCGCCAGGGGGAUGCCGGCGACACCCAGCCUGCCCCAACUCAUCCAAAAUGCUGCCAAGCUUCUGGACAAGAAUCUAUUCUCUGUCAGCACCCCGAAUCCACUGCUUCCUUCUCCUGCGAGUCUUCAGCUUGCUCAGCUACAAGCCCAGCUUACCCUGCACAGGCUAAAAUUGGCUCAGACAGCAGUCACCAACAACACAGCAGCUGCAACUGUCCUGAAUCAAGUUCUCUCUAAAGUGGCAAUGUCUCAGCCACUGUUCAACCAAUUAAGACAUCCUUCCAUGUUUAACACUCCUCAGGGGCAUGUUGGAGGGUCUGGGAUAGCCAAUACUAGAUUUCCACCUGGUGGAAUUCAUUUUCCAACACAGAACCCUGCUUUGACAGCUCCAGGAGGAGCACUGGGCCCUGUAGGUAAUUUGCAGAAUCAAAACCCAAGUGCUGUGGUCAUAAACCCUUUUGGGGGUGUAAUAUCUCAGACAGCUGGACAGCAAGCAGUGGUUAUGGGACUAAAUAAGUCUGGUGUCUCCUCUGCUACGGGUGGCUUUUAUGACUAUGGUAAACAGGUAUUUCCCUCUGAAGCUGAACAAUGCAACCAACAUGGUUUUGUGACGAGUGGGUCUCAUUCAGUUCCAGCAUCUUCUGGAGGGGGAACCUAUGAUGGUCAGCCAGGAUUUCAGAAAGAGUUUUACAUACCCAGUUCUAAAGGCCAGCAUACAACGGGGGCACAGUCUUUGAAUUUUUCUGCGGACACACAUAAUUCUCAUCAGAUUAUAAAUCCAAAAGGAGAGGGAGGUCCUGUUCAACAUGAAACAGAAGCAAAUAAUCAGUGGGAGAAUCCUUCUUUCUCUAGCCACAAUAAGACUGACAUGUUGCCCAGUGCCAGCAUGUGGCCGUCAACAAGUGUCCCAUAUGAAAUAAGAAACGAUCUUUACAAUCCUGAAGAACCAACGCCUGACACAAAGUUUAGUGCCGGUGCUGGGCUCGCUUUCAGCAGAACCAAUGGCAGUAAACAAAAUUUCAACAGCUCCCAAAUGAGACAAAAGCAGGAAGUAACUCCAGAUUUGUCAGUAAGACCUCUUCAGUCUCAUGAGCUAAAUGAUUUUCACAGUGUAGCACCUCCUUGCUACCCCCACAUCUGUACAGUAUGUGAUAAGAAGGUAUUUGAUCUAAAGGACUGGGAUCAGCACAUUAAAGGAAAUCUUCACACUCAAAAAUGCAUGGCUUUUUCUGAGAAUUCUGAUAACCGGUGUGUGUUAAGUUCAGCAGAAGGAAUGUUGCACUCUUCUUCUUCAAAUAACACUUCUGUGUUUAAUCUUUCUGGUACUGAAGACUAUCCUUUAAAUCCUGGGUCAUCAUACAAUUCCACAUCUUCAUUUGGCCAGUCAGGUUCUACAUUCUCUUCUGUACUUUCUGGAGUAAAUCUCUCACAAAGGAAAUGUGCUCCAGGUCGAGUAGUGCACAUCUGUAAUCUUCCGGAAGGAAGCUGCACGGAGAAUGAUGUCAUCAAUCUUGGACUUCCAUUUGGAAAAGUCACUAAUUAUAUCCUGAUGAAAUCUACCAAUCAGGCUUUUCUAGAAAUGGCAUACACGGAAGCAGCUCAGGCCAUGGUACAGUUCUACAAAGAGAAACCUGCAGUGAUUAAUGAUGAAAAGUUACUCAUUAGGAUGUCUAAAAGAUACAAAGAACUUCAGCUGAAGAAACCAGGUAAAAACGUAGCAGCAAUAAUCCAGGACAUCCAUUCUCAGAGGGAACGGGACAUGUUCCGGGAGGCAGACAGCUGUAGAUAUGGUCCUGAAAGGCCUCGAUCUCGCAGCCCAAUAAGCCGUUCUCUUUCUCCAAGAUCACACACUCCAAGCUUUACUUCCUGCAGUUCACCCCAUAGUCCUCUGAGCUCAAACCGAACAGACUGGGGAAAUGGAAGAGAGCCAUGGGAUCAAUCUCCAUAUUCCAGAAGGGAGGAAGAAAGAGAUGUAAUACCCUGGAGAGAAAAUGGGGAAGAGAAAAGAGAUAGAACUGACACGUGGGUGCAUGAGAGAAAACAACAUUAUCUACGACAUAUGGAUAAACUAGACUUGGAAGAACAAGCUGAAGCAGCUAGAGGGCACAGAGAAAAAUACUUACAAGGGGGGUCACCCAGUACAAAAGGAACCCACUCUUUGCCUGGAUAUAAGAGCAGAGACGAAAACUAUUACAGAAAACCAAGUAAGCAAAAAUCUGAUAAGUAUCAAAAGCAAACACUGGAUACAACUUCAAAGUCUAAAAGAAAGGAAGAAGCAAGAUCAAGAGAACACAAACAUUCUCACUGUGAAGAUCCAGUAAAGGGAGGAACACCAGAAGCAAAGCCCAAUAAGAUGCCUGACUGUCUCAAGCCAAGAGAAGAAUUCAAAGAACUUGAUAAAGAACUAGAAGAAGAGGUACCCAGUGCAGCUCAAAAAGCUGAUGUGGAGAAAGAAACAGAAACAGAGAAUGAGGUUGAAAAAGAAGAUUCUGUUACAGAGAACAUCCUGUUUCCUACAAAGAAGCAGAUGAAAGAAAUAGAAGGUUCUAUGGAAUGCUCAGGAAAAGAGAAAGAACAGGACUGGGAGAGCGGAAGUGAGAUGGAAGCUGAGACAUGGUACCCAACUAACAUGGAAGAACUAGUAACGGUAGAUGAAGUGGGAGAAGACGAUCUUAUAAUGGAACCUGAUAUAACUGAACUUGAAGAAAUAGUCACAGUUGGUCCCAAACACCAAGAAUGUUCAGAAAGUGGUCCUUUAGCUGCAGUGGAGAUGAUAGUUGAGCACAGCUUAUUAAAUAAAAGUGAAGAGAAAUCUAAUGUGGUAGAAGCAAGCUUUGGGCCAGCAGAGGAAACUCCAGGGAUUCUCAGUGGCUUAAAGGGUGAUGAUGCAGUUACUAAAGCAUUACAUCUAAAUUUGGACACUGAGCAGAAGCCAGCUGAAUUGCAUGAAGGCAGACUUCUUAGCGAUUCUGAUUGCCAUGAUACGAAAAGAAAAAUAAAUGAAAGCACUGACGUUCACUUAAACCUGGAAAAACCUUGCAUAACUUCUGAUCCUCCAAAAGAAGAACUCCUACUACAGCAGAGUGACACAUUCAUAAACGAUCAUAAAGAGAUGGAAUCCCUAGAAAACGAGAGUAGGAAAGCUGUGGAAAAGCUGGUCAAAAACUCCCAGGAGGAAACAAGCUGUGGAAACCAGGAGCAUCAAAACACUCAGGCAAACUGUAGGAAUCAGGAAGUGAAAACUCCUGACUUCCCAGAGGGAGAAUCAAGAAGAACACAUUUUUCACCAUCAUGGGAACAAGAAGAUGUAUUUACAGAGCUCAGCAUCCCACUAGGAGUAGAAUUUGUUGUGCCCAGAACAGGCUUUUACUGCAAACUUUGUGGACUUUUCUACACAAAUGAGGAGACAGCAAAGACUCGUCAUUGCAGAAGUACUGUUCACUACAAAAAUCUUCAGAAGUACCUAUCCCAGCUUGCGGAAGAGAAUCUGAAGAUGACUGACAAGGAGAGCAAUUUGACACAGGAUGACACAGGAAUUGUGCCUCACUUUGAGAAGAAAAAACUAUGACCUUUUGGUUAAUUUGAAGUGACUGCUGAUAAUUUGUUGCUGAUCCCCAUGAUGCUCCUUCCUGCUUGUGCUCUUUUGAAGGAGUAAAAGCACAAUGAAGAGCCUGUUCUGUGCAUCGAUUCUCAGAGUGCCAUCCAUAUACAAUGCCUGAAAUGAACUGAAACAAUAGCAACACAUCUGUAACCAGCAGAGCGCAGCUUUCUCAUGUUUUGAUAGCUCUCACAUUAAAUCAGAGUUCUCAGGGAUUCUCUGUUUUAGUUCUGGUGUGACUUCAGGUGAUUGUUCAGGGAAGAUUAUCUGGAGGGAAUGACCUGAAUGAAAGUAUUGUAAAAUUACCUUACAAAGCAGCAAACCAUAGUUCUUGUAAUCAUACCCAAAGUCGUUGCUGUUAAUAUUGGUACUUUCUGACAGCAGUGAUAUAUGUGCCUUGCAUGAAGUAAUCAUGGUCCUUGCAUCCAAAGGGCUUAUAGGCUAAAUCCACAUCAGAGGGCACAAGUAAUUGUUCCUCCAUCUUCAGGGUCCGGACACAUUUCAGAGGACAACAUUUUGAAGACUUCUGACACUUAUUUUUCCAAGUUCUGUCAACUGGUAGAUUAUAUAUCCAUUCUCAUCCGCUUUUCUGAAGAUUCGUCCUUCCUAAUUUCUGACAUCAAACAGAUGCUUAAUUUUGUUUAAACUAGGGCUGUCAUGGGAUUAAAGAAACUGUAGUUUAUUAAUCAUAUGAGUUCUGAUACUUUAGAUGUCCAUACACUUGCACAUAAAACAAUUGUUUUGAAGAAAAAGUAUUCUUCCUCUAUUUCUGCACACGCCUGUUGCACCAUCUUAGAAAAAGCAUUCCUUCUUGCAUGCUUGAGGAGGAGGAAUGUGCCUGCCUAAGAUGGUGUCUGUCACCCAGAGCUUUUGUACAAAAAAUAGUCAAUUUGCUUUUUAAAGCUGCCUGAUGUAUUGAGUGUACCAUUUAUAGUAAAAGUUUUUGUGCUUAAUCUUACCCAUUUAUCAACCAAAUGUUGCAGCCCUAGUUUGAACAGACCUUGAAUGUCAUUCCCAUUAAUUUCUGUUUAUUAUGUAGAUGCCUAAUAUAGUAUUAUUAUAUCUGUGUUUCCACAAUUAGUGUUUUAUAUCAUCUAGAGUUCCAUUGAAAUACAGCUUAUUGAUCUAGUUUGUUCCAUUGAAGCUUGGAGUGGUUAAAUGCAUAGCUCUUGUGAAACAAGUUACAUCGCAGGGUGAUUCUUUUAAAAAUGCACCAGAAACAAUCUAUUUUGCUGAACUAUACCCGGCCAGAAGCCAGAUAUCAAAGGACUAUAUGCAUAUUGGAUUCAGCUCACUGUUUGAAUUGCUUUUGAAGGAAAUUUGAAAUAUUUUAGGGAAAUUAUUGAAGAAGGAUUCCUCCCAUAACUCACUGUUUAAGUUUACCAGAUAAUUUUGCUUACGCUUGGUGCUUUAGGCUUCUCACAACGAGGACUUUGGUUUUUAUUGGAAUGAUUUUCUUUCUCUAUGAACAAAUAGAGAAUGUCCUCAUGCCAUAAUUAUUUUCUCUAGGGCAGUG
Molecule: messenger RNA, 6644 nt
Organism: Gekko japonicus
Lineage: Eukaryota; Metazoa; Chordata; Lepidosauria; Squamata; Gekkonidae
Gene: RBM20
Product: RNA binding motif protein 20
Exons: 14
Coding region: 1424-5098 (1224 amino acids)
Biological process (GO): regulation of RNA splicing
Cellular component (GO): nucleus
Molecular function (GO): mRNA binding; zinc ion binding
Source: RefSeq, a predicted model, not a curated record